GUUUGCAGAAGAGCAGACAUCACAGCCACAAUGAAGCUUCUAAUAGCUUUAUUCUUCCUAUCUGUGGUGCUUUCAUGGACAAUGGGUGGUGAAUCGAAGGGAGAAAACAUGCAGAGUGACAUGCAUGAUUAUAACAUCCUUCAAGACACUGACCAAGCUGUAGCUCCAAAAGCAAUUGACAUGCCAACAUGUUUACUGUGUGUUUGCCUGACUGGAUCCGUCUAUUGCGAGGAGGUGUCCCCUGAAAUGUCAGCAGUUCCUGCAUUGCCAAAAGAAACAGUUUAUCUCUUUGCACGCUUCAACAAAAUCUCCAAAAUAACUAAUAACGAUUUUGCAGACAUCAGCACACUCAAAAUAAUUGAUUUAAGUUGGAAUCUUAUCACGGAGAUUGAGGAUGGAGCUUUUUCCAGACUUGCAAAUCUUGAGGAGCUCAAUCUUGCUAAAAACAGGCUGACUAAAUUGCCCACACUUCCCAUCAGGCUGAUGUCUUUCAACGCCAACUUCAAUAAGCUUACAACACAAGGUGUAAAGUCCACUGCUUUCAAGAAACUCUCAAGACUGGCAUAUCUUUACCUUGGAAACAAUGAGCUGACCGCUAUUCCUCAACUUCCAGAAUCUCUACAUACUGUGCACCUACAUAACAACAAGAUCAAAACAAUGACAGACGAGACAUUCUGCCAAGGAAACACCAGUUACUACAUCCGAGCAAACAUGCACGAGGUGAGACUGGAUGGAAACCCCAUCCAGCUGUGGAAGUACCCUUUCAGCUUCAUCUGCCUGCACAAUCUGCCAAUCGGGUUGUACAACUGAAUAAGACAUGUUUGCCUUAGACUGAAGAACCAACAUAUAGUGAAUAAGGAUUUUUUUUCCUAUAGCUGUUGCUACAAUACAGUAUUCAAAUUAAUAUAGACAUCUCCAUAAUCCAGCUAAAGCACCAGAAGUAACAGGAAAUUAGCUUUUUUUUGUCAUGUACUGAAAAGGACAUUUUGUUUUCAGUCUUGGCAGGGGCUACUUUGUAUUUAAAGCCAAAUCAAACACUUCAGUGGUGAUUGUGAACAUACAGUCAUUUAUUUUGAAUGUAAACCUACGCAAAUAAACAAUAAAAG
Corythoichthys intestinalis (scribbled pipefish) is the source of this 1106-nucleotide messenger RNA. RefSeq names its product mimecan-like. The record is from RefSeq and is a predicted model, not a curated record. Gene Ontology annotation, biological process: articular cartilage development; bone development. The transcript has 6 exons. Gene Ontology annotation, cellular component: extracellular matrix. The coding region runs from base 31 to 810 and encodes 259 amino acids. Gene Ontology annotation, molecular function: protein binding. Lineage: Eukaryota; Metazoa; Chordata; Actinopteri; Syngnathiformes; Syngnathidae.